Molecule: messenger RNA, 10917 nt
Organism: Symbiodinium sp. CCMP2592
Lineage: Eukaryota; Dinophyceae; Suessiales; Symbiodiniaceae
Source: the annotation of a GenBank genome assembly
AUGCAGGCGGACAAGGCAGCAUGUGGUAGGCUCUCGCAGACCUGCACUCUGCGCUUCUCUGUUGCCCGAGGCUACCGGUACCACAAUGGCUGGUCCGGAGCCGGAGCUUCAAGCUCAGGCUCAUGGUGGAGCAGCUCGAGGAGAAGCGUCAAUGUUGACGACAGCCGGCGUUUUAUCCAAAAGCUUUCCCAUGCCAAGGGCACCGCAGCUGCAGUCGAUGGAGGGGACCUGGGCAAGCAGAUUCUGGAUGCCAAAGAUCAGUGGCAGCAGUGCUGGAGUUGUUGUGCUCAAUUGCCUUCCGAGGACGGCUGUGAAAAGCCUCGUGACGAUUUUGUGCAAGAUCCCGCCUUCGGCAUCUCCACCACCACCACCUCCAGCAGGGGCAUGACCAUCAGCUGCAAUGGGAGAAGGUCUGAAGUGUCGGGUCAGACGACGAUGCAGUUGUUUCUCGAAGAGGAAAAGAAAGGUUCACCGGAAAGUGCCGUGGCUGCUGUGGAGGUGGUCAUCAACGCUGUGAGAAAGCUGCUCACGUUGGAGUGGGAUGUCUCCGUUGAGGAGGUCCGAGAGUCGCUGCAGAACAUUCUGGAAGACGCACACGGCUGCCUGCAAAUCAGGCACAAGGACCACAAGGAAGCUGCAAAGAGGAUCACGCUGCUCGUGGACGAGCUGGAGAAGCCCUGGUGCAUCAAACUCAAGCCGACUGCUGGAGAAGAGGGCGCGGAGGAGAGGAUGGGGAAAGGUGAGGACGCGGAGAGCUCGGGGAUCUCUGGAAGUUGGCGCCGCGCCACCGUGGGGUGGCUUGCGCGGCCCGAGAGCUUCUGCCCUGGCACUUUGCCGAAGAUGCAGACGUCGAAGUCCAAGCAGCGUGGAGUGUAUGCCAGCGGCUCUGAGGGCUUUGAGGGUCUGGGGAGGGUCUCCGAGGGAGCAUUCCAAAAAGUCGUCUGCAUAUCAGUCGAGGCCACGCCGGAAGAGUACAUGGACACCAUUGAAAAGCUGAUGAUCGGCAUGACUUUCAGUGAUGGGAAUGCUGCGAUUUCUCCGCGAUGCUGGAUGAAGGACUGCGGUUCUACGCUGUGGCCAAUUCCGGAAAUCAUGGGUCUGCACUGCCGGACGCGUGGGUGUGCACGACCAGUCGUUCUUGCUUGCAGUAACUCCAAGCACGACUCGGGCAUGUGCAAAAAAUGCGCGGCGGACGCGACCCAGCAGCUGAUGGGACGCAAAGGUCACAGGGCCUCCACCCACGUCUAUGACUGUGUGCUGAGCCGUGUCGGCUUUGAUGGAAGGCUUUAUUUCGAGGGCCUGGAGUCGCGGUGUCCUCCACAGAUGAAGAUCCACUGGCGAACGACAAGACGCUUGCAAAGCCCGAACCUCGUCGCUCUUGUGAGGCUCUCCGAGCCAGGUGCGGCGCUGAAAGCAUCGGAUCCCAUCUACUGGGGCGAGGUGUCUCACCACCCGCCUCACGGGGGGAAGCCCCAGGAUGAAGCGCGAAACAGGGAGCACGGCUACAUUGCCAUCAAUGUCUCCUCCAUCACGGGCUUCGACGACGAUAAUCUCACGGAAGGGGAUCAUGCAGCGAUCAUCGACUGCAUGACCUUCGUUCCGGAGUACGUUCCGGUGCUGAAGGCCUUAGAGAAUCAGAGGAUGGGGAACAUGCCCUUCGAGGGUGGGGCAUUGCUGAAUCUGUGCUCCUGGCACAGACCAGAUCUAAGCGGCUUGCUGGAUGCAACCGCAGACCUCAGCAACUACCGGCUGCUGGUGGCCUCCAUGGUAGAAGAGAGCAGCCUCCCUCCCAUCAUGGCUGUGCGCCGGGAUCCAGUGCUCUCAGAGAAGAUGUGUGAAGAUUUGGUGGCUCUGCUGAAGGAGGCCACGCUCGACGAGGGACAGAUGCGGAGCUUCAUCGAUGGUCUGAAGAGCCCCGUGCACUUGACCCAAGGGCCUCCGGGAACAGGGAAGUCUUACCUGGGCGUGGUGAUGGUGCGGGCCCUUAUGAUCGUGCGCAAGUUCUGGGUCAAGGUGGAUGAAUCCGUCGGCACUCCACCAAUCCUUGUUCUCAGCUAUAAGAAUCACGCCAUUGACGAGUUCCUCCUUGAUCUCAUCAAAGCCGAGUCUCGGCUGGCAAGGGGACCUGGGCUCAUCCGCAUCGGUGGCGGUGCCUCCCUUGAUCCACGUCUCGGGGCCUUCUCAGAGAGGACGCUGGGCCGACAAGAUUGGGAGGUGGCAGGUCUCAAAAGGACCGUGCAGUGGCUCCACGAGCUCUCGUCGGCCUGCAAGGAUUUGUGCAGUCGCGCGAAGAGCUUCGGUGGCUUUCAGGCAGACAUGUUUGCGCAGCAUCCGAAGGACGAUCAGACGGUGGCGCAAAAGAAGCGCAACAAGUGUGCCUACGAGGCUACCGAGAUGCUGUUGGCCAGCUUGGUUCGCAUUUGCCGUUUGACGAAGGCAAAGCGUCGUGAGGAGGAGGGACACUUCGGUGAGGACGACGGCGACAGCGACGGCGGCUUCCUCACACAGGUGGAUUUCCUUCGGGAGGAAGCGCAGGAUCCCCGGAGUCGCCGGGCGCAGACCUCGCUGAGCCGAGCCAAGAUCUUCCUCGAAGUCCCCCAGCUCGAGGCCGGAGUCGCCCACUACGUGGAGCUCGGCCACGCGGAGCUGGAGGAUCCAAGUGAGGUGCUGUACAUGUUCCUCCGUGGCGACCGCCCUCUGCCCAUGUGCAAGUACAGAUUUGGUGAGUGCGAAAGCCUGGCCUACUCUCACGAUGCGGACUUCUGCGUGCAUCACAGCUGCUGGGUGGAAUCGGACAACGGCACUUGGUGCCGAAAUCCUGUUUUGCCUCAGCGCUGGGCUUGUGCGGAACAUGCAUGCCAAGUUGAAAGCUGCGAAAGGAGAAAGCUGCCAGCUCCACAGCUUUUCUGUGAAGAUCAUGCUUGCAAGAAAUGCUUGUCCUUGGGCAAGAUCUCACCGCUUGCUGGCGAUGACCCUCCCCGGAAUGUCUGCAUGGAGCAUCCGCUUUGUUACCAAUGCCAUGAGUUCGCUGUGCCUGGCAAAGACGUCUGCGAGAGUCACGAUGUGAAGCAGUGCCAGUACUCGUCGUGGUGGGGCUGGUCUUGCUCCAAUCCUUCGAUUCCCGGUUACAACUACUGCAGCCGUCACAUGCAGAGCUACAGUUACUAUGAUGGCUCAGCCGUCGAGGAAGUUCGCGCUGAAGGGUCAGAUGGAGCCUAUGAGAAGGCUCAGAGCUUGAGGGCAAAGACAUCCUUGUACUGCGCCGGUGUGAACCGCAAAGGCAAGAAAUGCCAAGCCAUGGCCAUGCCAGGCUCGCAGUUCUGUCACGCCCACGCUCCGGCAGCAGACCUUGCGCGCGAGGUGGCCAAGGAGUCGAAGGAAGAAGAGGAGGCGGCAAGAAGGGCGCAGCAGGAGGGUGGAGAUCCGGCAGAUGAGGAGCAGGUCCCGGUCCCCGACGGCCCUCGCGAGGACAUGGGAAUCGAGGAGGUGGAGUUUGCCUCCGCGGCCGGGCAGUCCGAUGACCUUCCCCAGGCUCAAGAGGCCGACGGCCGCUAUGACAACCAGGAUGAGGUGGAGGAGGCCGACAAUUUGCAGCAUCUGAGAGAGGUCUAUGACUUCGAGGGCUUCAGUGAGGAGUCCUCUGAGGGAGGCCAGGGCCAGGACCAGGAGGAGCUCGCGGCCGAAGACGCGCCCGACGUGGGCCCAGAGGACCCCAACUCGCCCCACCUCCUCGAUUCCAAGGACUGGACUUGGGAGCUGAACCUGGAGCAGCGCUGGGCAGCGUGCGAGAGCCUGAUGACCAGGCAGAGGAGCCUCCUCCUGGAGCUCAUGGAGAGGAUCCGGCAGCAGGUCUACCUGAAGAGGAGGAGGCUGCACGAAGCCGAAGUUCGGGCCAGCGCCCGGGUCUACGAAAAUAAGAGCGUCAUCGGCGGCACCAUCGUCGGAUGUAUCUCGCGCCUCGAGGCGAUCCGGUCCACAAACCCCUUCGCCAUCGUCGUCGAAGAGGCCUCGGAAGUCCUGGAGCCGCUUCUUUUCUCGUGCUUCUGCCAGAGCACGCUCAAGCUGGAAAUGAUCGGUGACCAUCUGCAGCUCCAGCCAUCCAUCAUGCAGAAGUUCGCUUUCGAAAGGAUCAACAGCGUCAAUGUCUCAAUGUUCGAGCGCCUCAUCAGGGCACCGGAGGAGCACCGGGUGCCCUCCGCUGUGCUCAAGACACAGCGCCGCAUGCGCUCGCACAUCUGCGACCUGACGCGGGAGUACUAUGAAAGCAUCGUUGCCAUCGAGGACCACGAAGUCUGCUCAACACGAAAGAUCCCAGGCUCUCUUGCCAAGCAGAGUGCGGGCAAGGGCAGGGAGGUUCCGGGCGUCCAGUCCAACAUCUUCUUGUGGACACACUCGGGAAGCCAGGGGAAGGCAGAUGUUGGAAUGUCCAAAGUGAACCGUCACGAAGCAGACAUGGCUGUCUGGCUAGCUUAUUACUUGGUGCAAUGUGGUGUGCCAAAGACAUCGAUUGUGAUCUUGACACCAUACAAGGGCCAAUUGAUGCUGAUGCGAAAGCUCCUUUUCGCUGACCAGUCCGACCAGAAGCUUUUGUCCAGAGACUGGGACAACACUGACCAAAUACGGUUGUCAACGGUGGAUCGCUUCCAAGGUGACGAGGCAGACAUCGUCAUCGCAUCCCUGGUGGUGGACGAGUAUUCUCGCACACCCUUCGUGAAGCUCGUGAACCGGAUGAUCGUUCUGCUCUCACGUGCCAGACUGGGUAUGUACAUCCUUGGCAACACCGGCUACUUCGAGAACUCCCGGCAGGAAAUCAAGCAUUGGCAGCGGACAUUUGCCCUUUUGCAGGAGCCAGCUUCAAAGACGGACAAUGCUGACCCGGGCGUGGCAGAGGUCUUUGAGAGGCAGCGGGUGGGCCCCAAGCUGCCGCUGUGUUGUCCGCAGCAUCCACUGUCCGUUUUCGAUGCAGUGAAAGCAGAAGAGCUCCAGCUGGGCUUCUGUGGUGUUCCAUGUCAAGUCCGGCUUCCAUGCUCCCACCCCUGUGGUCUUAAGUGCCACUGGCCGCAGCAGACGCACAACAAGAAGUGCGUGGCGGCAGUUCCUUCCCCGUGUGCACGUCACGAAGCGGAUAUCACCUGCGAAAGUGUCUUCGCCAACAGUGAUGCAGACAAGCGUGAGACGAUCGACGAAGCGUUGCGGACAUAUCGCUGUCCCAUCAAAGUGAAGGUGACGCUCCCUUGCAUGCACGAGAAAGAGAUGUCGUGCCGGGACGAGGAAGACAUUCAAAGUGGACAGAAGAGCUGGCCGCAGUGUGAGGAAAUGUCUCACACACCGUACGUCUAUCCCGACUGCAGGCACACGAUGGAUGUCAAGUGCUACAUGCUGAACGAGUACAACGCCGGAAGAAGUCAGGUGCCCAAAUGCGAGCAGAUGGUCGACUACGUGCCAAUCUGCGAGCACACAGCCAGGGUGAAAUGUUGGCUAAAGCAAGCCUACCAGCGCAGCAGCGCGGCCCAGUUCGUAUGCCCCGUGAAGCAGGACAUCAAACUGCCACGAUGCAGCCAUGCAGCCAAGGUGUCAUGUGCCGAGAACAUCCAGCUGCAAGCAUGGCAAGGAGGACGCUGCGCAGAGCAGGACAUUGUGCGCGAAGGAGUGGAGUAUGGCCCUCUGGACAGAGUCUGCUGCGAAAAGGUGACAUUCGUGCGACGAUGCGGCCACCAGGAACGGGUGGAAUGCGGCAGGGCCUUUGAUUUGGCGAGGAUUGACUCUCACUGCCAGGAGAAGGUUUCAGCCUGUCAUCCGGAAUGUGGUCACGAUAUUCGCAUCUCUUGCCAUCGCUCGCGCCAACUGGAGGGGUCGGCACGUCCUGACAAGCCGCUCGACGAGCUCACGGAAGGAUGCAUAUCGCCUGUCCCGGUUCACUUGGCGGACAUCAAGUGCACGGCUCAGGUUGUGAUCAAGAGGACCUGUGGCCACCAACAUCAAAUCGCUUGCAAUUUGAAGUCAUCAGCAUUGCCGCCUUGCAAAGAGUCCAUCACAGUGCGAAGCCCCCUUUGCGGACACGAGAUCCAGAUACCAUGCCACGCACGAGCCACGCUCGAGAGCUGGCAGCCCUGGGAUGAGAAGGCCAUGGAGUCCCUCACCACGAAGAACGUCCUGCCGGCGGCUGCAAGGCCCACGCAGGCUCAGUUGGAUGAUCAGCUCAUGGCGGCCAUUAGAGGCUGCAGGCAGACCGUGAAGGUGGAGCGACCUUGCGGACACUCGGCGGAGUUUAACUGCAAGCAGCUGGUGCAGUUGUUGAAGCAGCAGGAAGUCAAGGGCCACUGCUCCGUAACCGUCGAGAAGCCACUGGCCUGUGGCCACAUGGCCUCCGCCACCUGCCGGAAGUUUCAGGAUUACGAGCAGGGCAAGGCCACCAUAAAGUGUACGCAGAAGCGCCUGACGGAGUGCUGGAACGCCGCAGCUUGCAAAUCCAAGCGGCUCAUGGUUGAUUGUGCGGAGUCGCGCAAGGUCUGCUGCGGCAGGGAGAUCGCCUGGACCUGCGAAAAGUCACACACCUUCCACCUGAAGAUGUGCCAGGAAGGCAGGCCAUCCGAGUGUCCUUCCUGCAGUGCGGAGAGGCUCUCAGCUGCCGUGGAAGACACGGCAAAGCGCAUGGACGACACGAGCCAGCCCUUGCCCAGCCUGGACGUCUUCGCAAGCUUGGCGGAGGAGAUACAGCCGACGGAGAUGCCGCCUGAGAUGACUCGCCGCUUCCUCGCGCAGAAGCAGGUUCUGCUGAGCAAGUUCCAGGAGCUAUCGGGGCGGACGCCAGUUUGGCAGCGGCGAAGCUUCCAGGAGAAGCUGAUCCCCAUCUUCCACGUGCUGGAGGGCGCCGCUGUCAAAGAUGCCCAUAAAGGAUUCGCUCAGCUGGGCAAGUUCCGAAAGGAGUCGACCCUUGGCGGAAUCCAGGUGCAUCGUCUCACGGCCGCGAACCUGCAGAGCUUUGCCACCGAGAAGGUGAAGGAAGGGACGGCCCAUCUUCUCCUCGGAUACGCCUAUUCUCUCAGCAGCUGCAGUGACAAAUGGCCCAACAAGAAGAACAAGCAGGCUCCGAGCCGGUGGCGGCAACAAGGCUUCGACAGCUUCGAGGCUGAGGACCUCCCCGGGCCGAAGCGAUUCGUGGUCUGGGAGCCCUUCGCGCUCUACGCCACGCAGCACCUCCAGGUGAACAAGCCGAUGCUGACGAAGAUGGUGCACCACCUGGCCGGGGAGAUCCUCGUGGACUUAAAGCCGAGGCACAUCUCCUUCAUCAAGCCCGAAGGAAAGCUGGUGCUUGGAACCUGCCAGGCGGAGGAAGGCGGUGGUGAUGCAGAGCCCUCUGACGACGCAACGUUCUCCAUCGUUCAGGAGCUGCAAGGCAGCCCGGCAGAGGGGUUCUCGUUCCCCGCGUCUUGGGAUGGCGCAGCUUUGGCUCCCGGUGAGCUGACGGAGGGGCAGGAGAAGGAGCUUGCAAAGAAGCUUUCCUUUGUGAAUCCGGCCGCGGCGCCGUUUGCGGGGAAGAGUCUCCUGGACAAGCUCAUGAAGGAAAGGGAGGUUCCCCUUCCACUCCUGGACCUGCUCAUGGCCCUGGAAGUGUACAAUGCAGAUGGCGAUGUGGCCAAAAGCCAUCUCGACAGCUACCUGACUUCCCUUCGAGCUUCCACCAGGCAAGUCGCGCAUCCGUUGCUGCUGCUGGCCUUGCACCGAGUGGAGGGCCUGCGCAUCCUUGAAACUGCUCUACGCCGCUUCCCGGAGAUCGAGCCAGUGCUUACAAGCGACGAGAAGACCUCGCUGCAUGCCAACGACGGCAAGCCCAAGGAUUUUGCGGCGACCACCGAUCUGUUGGCCACGUGGGAGGAGAUGAAGGAAACGAAAGGCUGUGCUUCGGAAGCCAUGGAUCAACUUCUCGCGCUGACUGGAUUGAAGAAGGUGAAGAUGAAGGCCAUUGACCUCUACAAGUCGGCUCUUCAGUUCCAGCGCAUGGAUCCGGAGAAGAGGAAGAAGAACGCGCCCAAUCUGAAUUAUUGCUUCAUGGGAAAUCCCGGUACCGGGAAGACAACCGUAGCACGCUUAUUCGCUUCCGUGCUACACGACUCGGGCCUGCGGAGCAAGAACGUUUUCCAGGAGUGCACGGCCCAAAAGCUCAAGGACGGUGGCGUGGAUGAGUUUCGGAAGCUGGCUCAGGAAGCAUUGGACGGAGUGAUCUUCAUUGAUGAGGCUUAUGACUUGGAUCCGGCAGGCGACAAGUUCAAGGGCGCACCGAUUGUGAAUGAGCUCGUCACCCUCACCGAGAACGAGCGUGCACGUCUCACUUGCAUUCUUGCUGGAUACGAGGAUGACAUGAAUUCCAAGAUCUUUGCCUACAACACCGGCCUCAAGAGCCGUUUCACCGAAGUCCACUUCGAGGACUUCGAUGAAAAGGAGCUCGCUCAGAUUUGGAUUCACAUGCGGUCCCAGCGUGGUUGGAGCGAAGAGGAUUCGCGCCUUACAGAUGUCGUCGUGCGAAGAAUGGCGAAGAGUCGUGGGAAGAAAGGCUUCGGCAAUGCCAGGGAGGUGAGAAAGUGCUUGGAAGCGGCUGCAGAAAGCGCAAUGAGCCAUUCAGAUUUCGAUCCUCAAGCCAUGUCACUGCGCUUUGUGGAUGUUGUGGGUGAGGAUCCCAGAUCGAAUCCAAAGCUACAACGCGUCCGCGACGAAAUCGAGCGGAAGACUGGUUGGAGAAAGAUCAAGAAAACCAUUGACGAGUUGAUCACCAUAUGUGGGACCAACUAUCACAAGGAGCUGAACGGUGAGAAGCCACUUCCAGUUUUCUUGAACCGCAUGUUUCUGGGGAAUCCCGGCACAGGCAAGACGACCUGCGCCAAGCUGUAUGGAGAGCUGUUGAAGAACUUGGGCUUUCUUAGCUCCGGAGAUGUGGUCUUGAAGACAGCUGGCGAUCUCGGGGGCUCGGUGGUCGGCGAAGCCCAGCAAAAGGUCCUCAGUGUGCUACAAUCUGCUGCCGGGAAAGUUCUGGUAAUCGACGAGGCAUACAACCUCAACGACGGUUUGUAUGGAAAGCAGGUGCUGGAUGUCCUUGUAGAGAAGAUCCAGGGUGGUGACAGCGACGACAUAGCGGUGUUACUCCUUGGAUAUGAGGACCAGAUGCUGUCCAUGUUGCGGGAGCAAAAUCCUGGCCUUGCACGCCGCUUCCCUCCGGAACAAGCGUUUUAUUUCGAGGACUACACAGAUCAGGAGCUCAUGGACAUUCUGCGCAACCAUUGCCGCAGCGAGGGUGUGAAGCCCUCCCUGGAUUUCCAGGAGAAGGCGAAGAGGAAGCUUGAUAUGCUUCGCCGAAGCGAGUCCCACUUCGGCAAUGCUGGUGCUGUGAUGAACCUCGUGAAGGCAGCCAUGCUGAAGGCUUCCUCUCGUGGCCAAGGAGACGGCCCCUUAUGCUUGGAGGCAUCGGACAUCGACAUCGGACCCGAAGCUGAAAACCAAAAGGAUCCUUUCGCCCCUCUUGAGAAGCUCUAUCGGAUGGAAGGAAUCAGGCAAAAGCUACAGCAGCUCAGCAAUGCCUUCUCUGUGGCAUCGGAGGAGGGGGAUGAAGCUCCUGAACUCGGCCACUUCGUGUUUACGGGCGCCCCCGGCACCGGCAAAACGACAGUGGCUCGGGUGAUGGCGCAGAUUCUCUUCCAGCUCCGACUCCUAGCGAAGGAUCGUGUGCAAGAAACAUCGGGCUUGAACCUGACGGGAGAGUACCUUGGGCAGACCAAGAAGAAAGUGGAGGAGCAGCUGGAGGCUGCAAAAGGCGGAGUGCUGUUCAUCGAUGAGGCUUACGAGCUCGGCAAGGGACCUUACGGUCAGGAAGCAUGCACCGCCAUCGUUGCGGCCAUGACGGACCCAAAGUACGCAGGUGUGGUGAUCAUCAUUGCCGGCUACCCGGGUGACAUCAACGCCAUGCUGGACACCAACCCGGGUCUCAAGAGUCGCUUCACCCAUUUCUUCGAGUUCCCCGACUGGACGGCCGGCGAUUGCUUAGAUCUGAUCCAAAAGCGAGCAGCGAGCGGCAGCUUCGGCUUGGCCCCGGAGGCAGUCACAGUGCUGCAGGAAGGCUUCGAAGUGCUUCGCGGCUUGGACGGAUGGGGCAACGCGCGUGACGUGGACAAGGUCUGGAAGGAGUGUCUCCAGCAGCGAGCCGACCGCGUGGUGAAAGCGCCCGAAUGUGCCGAGAAGACGUUGCAAGAGAGUGACAUCCGGCCGGCGAUCCAAAAGCUCUUGGCCGCUCGCGGCCCCAAGGCAGCUCCAAAGGUCCCCAGCUUCCCGUGGGAUGCUCCUUGCGAGAUGCCAUCUCAAGCCCGGGAGAAACCGGCGCAGAGCCAGAAGCAGGCCCAGCGCGAAGAGGAAGCUCCUGCCGAAGCACCCGGCCCAGCCGACGUCGAAGAGAGGGAUCCAGGGGUCAGUGACGAAGACUGGCAGGAACUGCAGAGAGCCAAGGAGGCUUAUGCAGAGGAGCAGGAGCGUUCGGCCCGCGAGCUGCACGAGCUAGAGGAGCGCCUGAAAGCCGAAGCCGCCCAGCGCGAGGAGGAGCUCCGGCGAGAGCUCGAGGCGGAGCUUCGACACCUGGAGGCCCUGGCGGCAGAGAAGGCGGAGCAGGAUUGCUUAGAGGCCGAGAGAAUCCGGGCCAAGGCCGAGCUCGAAGCGCGGCUCGAGAGCGAGCGUUUGGAGAGAGAGCGACGGCGCCUGGAGGAGCAAGCUCGGAUCCGAGCCGAGCAGGAGAAGCAGGCGAGGAUUCGAGAGAAGCUUCGCCAGAUCAGUCCCUGUCCCGCCGGCUUCAGCUGGUACAAGACUGGAGGAGGCUGGCGUUGUGGCGGCGGCAGCCACUUUGUCUCGGACUCUCAGCUGAAUGCGCACUUCACGCACUGA